AUGUUUUCAUUUUUGUUAAGUAUUAUAUAUAAAUUUAAUAAAAAUUUAAUAAUAAAUAAACAAAAAAACUAGGAAGAAGAUUAUAGUUUAUUAACUUAAAACUAAAGAAAAAAAAAAUCAAAAAUACUAAUAUAAUAAUAUAAAUAAUAAACUGAUGGUUUAAAAAUACUAAAUCCAUUAUAAACUUUAGUUAAUUUGUAUAUAGAAGAAAAUAUAUAAUCUAUUUUAUAAUUAUUACAAUAAAGCAGGUUUUUAUUUAUAUUAUUUUUUAAAAAAAAUAACAAAAAAUUAUUUACUGAAAAAAAUAAAAAAAAAAUAUAAAAAAAAAAAAAAAUUAUAAAAAAAAAAAUAAAAAAAAAAAGAAUAAACCCAAAUUUUAUUUAAUAAAAGGAUGAUUGUAGAGAUGAUUUAGAAUUCUAUAUUCCUUAAAUAUGUAUUUUUUUCGUUUUUCAUGAAGAAUUAAACAAUGAAGAAUUAAAGCAAUUUUUAAAAACAGCGGGUAAAAUAGACUUUUAUUUUGCCCAUUUAUUAUAUUUCUAAAUGAAAAGUGUAGCCUAAGUAAAUACAAAAUAAGGAAAAUAGGACUUUCAUCAAGUUUGGUAAGUUUUAGAGGAAUUUUCUGAGUAUUUUACAAUAUUUUAUUAUGGAUAAUAUUUAAUUGCGAGUGAAAUGGUUGAUAAACUUGGAAUGGCAACUAAUUAUAUAAGUCCAAGAAUAAAAAAAUAAAUAAUAGAAAAUAAAGAAAAUCAAUAAAUUAUUAAACAGUAUGGGACUAUAAAUUAAUAAUAAGAAUAAUUUAAUGUAGAUUUUAAAGACAUUGAUUUAAAAAAUUAUUAAUAAUAGAUUAAUUCUAACAAUAUAAAUGAUUAAAAUAGUAUACUUGAUUUCUAAUCUGAUGUAGAUGGAUUUGCAAGCACUAUUAAUUUUUUAAAUGAUCUCAUCAGUAUUUCUUAAAAUCUUAAGUAUUCUAUUGACAAAGUAACAGAUUUAAAAAAUUAGUUAAGAAAAAUUAACGAAUAAUUACCUUCAGCCGUCUAUAUUCCUUUUUUUUCAAAUAGUAUUAGAAAUUAUGUAGUUUUAAAUAUAAAUGUAGAAGAAAGUAAAGUUUUUUCAACAAAAGAAAGAACUCCAUUUUAUUUAUGCCUAGAAAUUUUUAGAUACGAGGAGAUUUUCGAAAACGAUAUAAAUUAAUAAAUAUACGACUCUAGAAUUUCUUAUCCAUUAACAAUUCAUAAGUUUUAAAAUUUAGAUUAAUAAAUAUAAUUAUAAUAAUAAGAUGAUAUAAAACUGACCAAUAAUAAUAUAAUAAAAAAUUCGCAUUUAGUAAAUAAUUUAAAAAGUUUUCACGAGAAACAAAAAGACUUUUUAUUAUAACCAAAUGAAGAUAAUGAAGAUAUAGGUAUAUCUUGUGUAUAUUAAUAAAGCGUACCCCCUUAAAUUUACAAUAAUUUGCCAGAAUUAUUAUAAAAAAAUGAAUCUUUAUCAAAUUUAAAUAUAAAAGAUGAUAAUUAAUUAGCCUAUUCUGAUAAUUAUGAAAAUAAUGAAAGUCAAAAAUAAAAAAACCUUGCGUUUUCCGAAAUAAACUUUCGAAAAAAAAACAACUAAGCAGAUCUUGAAUAACACAAAUAAUUACAAAAUUUUAUUUUUGGCGAAGAAUAAGAUGAAUAAGAGCAAAGGAUUCGUAAAAACUCUCCUUUUGGCAACUUUAAGACUUGGAAAUUAGUCCAUAUUAUAAUAAAGACUGGCGAUAAUUUAAAACAGGAACAAUUUGCCAUUUAACUAAUAAAAUAAUUCGAUUAAAUCUUCAAAUCAGAAAACUUAAACUUUAAACUAACCCCAUACGAAAUUCUUUCUUUAGGCCCUGAAGAAGGGAUAGUCGAGAUGGUCAAAAACUCCAUCACAUUAGACAGUUUAAUGAAAAACAUCCACAAUAAUCUCCCAGGUAUAAUUAACUUAGCCAAUUUCUUCAAACUCUAUUUCGAUUAUGAAUUUAAAAAAGGAUAACACAAUUUCCUCUAUUCCCUAGUAGGUUAUUCUUUAGUCUGUUAUUUCCUCUAAAUAAAAGACAGACAUAACGGAAAUAUACUACUUCAUAAAAAUGGGAAUAUAAUCCAUAUCGAUUUUGGUUUUUUUCUAUCCAAUAGUCCUGGAAAGGGACUUGGAUUCGAACAAAAUGUUCCAUUUAAAUUACUGACAUAAUACGUUGAAGUUUUAGGCGGUUUAAAUAGCGAUUUUUUUUCUAAAUUCAGGAAAUUGUUUUUCAAAGGAUUUUAAGCAGCCUGUAAACAUUAGGAGAAAAUAUUAAUACUAGUCAAAAUGAUGUACAGUGGGCAUGGAUUAACAUUACCUUGUUUUAUUAAAGGAGAAAAAUGCAUUUUUGAUCUACAUGAGAGGUUUAAUCCUAAAAAUGUUUCGAAUGAUGGGGAAUUGAGUGUUUUUUAUUACUACGAAAUAUUGGGAAUUUCUCGUUUAUCAACUGAUUAAGAAAUAAAAGAAGCAUAUAGAAAUUUAGCUUUAAAAUACCAUCCUGAUGUCAGUGCCACAUCUUAAGAAAUCCACGAGCCAUCCGCUUAAAAAUUUUAAGAAAUUGCCGAAGCAUACGCUGUAUUAUCAUAAGAAGAGUCCCGCCGUUCAUAUGAUAUUUUAUAAAAGCCUGCUCCUCACCGUUUAUUUCAUGACCAAAGAACAUUAGAAGAUGAAUUAUUAAGACGCAGAAAUUCAGACGGAAAUGUUUUUAGAUAACCACACAAGAAAGGUUCAUUUGCUGAAGAAAAGCAAAAGAUAUUAGCUGAAGAAAGAGCCAAAUAUAAUGUAGACCAUCUCGGAAGAUAUAAAGGUGGUUUACCUGUAAAAGGAUAAGGAACUACCAGAUAAGGACUUAAAGGAGCUUCUUUAGGUUAACCAGGUGAAUCUCAUGAUGCAUUAAUGCAUUAAUUUUUGAACAUGUCUGGAGAUAUUAUGGAUUAUUAAGAUAUAAGCAUAGAAAGGGCUGAAUAAUUUUCGUAUAAUCACUGGAGAACCGGAUGGAAAUGGUUCAGAAAUAUAUUCUUAUUAACCUUUGGAAUUACAUUUUAUAUUGGAUUGUUUAAUACUUAUAAAAAGAGAAAUUUACAUCACGAAUAUUUGGAUUUUAUUAAAAAAAAUCCAGAUUCAAAUUAACUUGAAACAAAUAAUGGUUUAAGUAAAAUCAAUGUAGUAGAAAGGUAAAAUGGAAUGCUAAUAAUAGAUUUCCCUGGAGAUAAAAAACAUUCACAUCAUUGA
Messenger RNA from Ichthyophthirius multifiliis, 3261 nucleotides. RefSeq names its product phosphatidylinositol 4-kinase, putative. Gene Ontology annotation, biological process: phosphatidylinositol phosphate biosynthetic process; phosphatidylinositol-mediated signaling. Gene Ontology annotation, cellular component: cytoplasm; membrane. NCBI's taxonomy places the organism in Eukaryota, Ciliophora, Oligohymenophorea, Hymenostomatida. The transcript is spliced from 6 exons. The record is from RefSeq and is a predicted model, not a curated record. Gene Ontology annotation, molecular function: 1-phosphatidylinositol 4-kinase activity.